This is a messenger RNA of Pygocentrus nattereri (red-bellied piranha), 2610 nucleotides long. It is a transcript of the gene nol9, whose product is annotated as nucleolar protein 9. The transcript has 13 exons. The coding region runs from base 216 to 2393 and encodes 725 amino acids. Gene Ontology annotation, biological process: cleavage in ITS2 between 5.8S rRNA and LSU-rRNA of tricistronic rRNA transcript (SSU-rRNA, 5.8S rRNA, LSU-rRNA). The record is from RefSeq and is a predicted model, not a curated record. Gene Ontology annotation, molecular function: polynucleotide 5'-hydroxyl-kinase activity. Gene Ontology annotation, cellular component: nucleus. Lineage: Eukaryota; Metazoa; Chordata; Actinopteri; Characiformes; Serrasalmidae.
AGAACAAAUCACGAGUCGAAUGCUGCUGCUAACGCUAGCCAGCCGCUAGCUGCAUUGUUUUAACGUUUUGGUUGUGUCCCAGUGUGAACCCAAUGGCCCCGUUUAAAGUGCUCUAUUAGACCACGUUUUUUCGUAGAAGAGCUUCAGGAGGGGGGAGCAUGACGGUCCGUUACGAACGGUGAAUCAGUGCCAAUGAAAGUACAGAAGCAGCAACAAUGAAAGUGCAUAAAGUCUCCCCUCGUUCCAGAAAUGAGCAGCGAAAGCGCCACCCACCAAAGAACAAGUGGCGUGUUCACAACAAAAAAAUUAGCAAUGUGGACCCCUCUGGCCUCAGUUCAAGCCCUGCCACAGCAAAACUGGAGCAUCAUCUGGCUACCAGGCAAAAGCUCAAGCUGAAACGGUUGCAGAAGGUGUACACCAAGGCCGUGGACUUGACACUUGAGGACAAUCAUUCAGUUAGGGCCAAAGGCAAGGUCUCCGCUCCUGUUACCCUCCCUCAAGCCCACACUAAUGGUGGGACAGAGGUGGAGGCCGCCAGUGAUUCGGAAGACUCUCAGGAGUGGCGCUCCUAUGCCAAGAGUGUUCUUCAGAAUGGUAUGGAGCGAAGAGGAGGUCGGGAAAAUUCAGCCCCAGCUGCUUCGGAGCAGUUGGAGGACGAGGAGUUGCCGGGAUACCAUGCCCAGCAUGAUCAUGUCCAGAACCACACAGUGUUGGUUUUGCAGCAAGGCCAGUCCCUGUGUUUCCGAGGGAGGUGCUUGCUCACAUGCCUCAGCGGUCGUGUGGAGGUGCUGGGCUUCACUAUAGAGCAGGGCCAGCAACCUUACCCACUCUUCUCCCCCUCAUCCCAUUGCCCCCUCACCAUCACAGCCUUAGGGGACUGCACACCGUCCACCAAGAACAAGAAAGAAGGCCGCUUGGAGGCCAAGGCCAUUGUCCGCAAGUACCUUUCCUCAGAGCCUCGGAAGAGGCUGCUAAGCGAGGUGGACUCCGAUUCGUGUGUGGUGCUGCUGCAGCCGCUGGACACACCACUCACACGUUUCCUCAGCAGCUUCAGUGAGCUCAGCCCGCUCUUUGACAUCAACUCAAAAGAGUUGCGCUCUCAGGCCGCUGUAUAUGAUCCUGCCCUCUCGGCUGUGGGUGUUACAGCUUUGCGGGGGCCGUGUAGACAAGGUCUUGUCACGUCCCUGAGUUACAGAGAGGCUCUCAGCAACCUACUCAGUGCCUGGGAAGGGGAUUUUGACCGCUGUCCCAUUGUUCUUGUGUGUGGGGCCAAAAAUUCUGGCAAGUCAACCUUUAACCGACAUCUCAUCAACAGCCUACUCAACCACACUGCAAGUGUAGAGUAUCUGGAGUGUGACCUUGGACAGACUGAAUUCACUCCUCCUGGAUGUCUUUCUUUGAGCACAGUGACUGAGCCACUGCUGGGUCCUCCUUUCACACACCAGCGAGAGCCAGACCACAUGGUUUUCUAUGGACAGGCCGAUUGCCAGGCUGACCUGGACAGAUAUCUGGACUCCCUCAAAACCUUGUGGAGGCACUACAGUGGAGAAAAUCCCAUCAUCAUCAAUACCAUGGGCUGGGUCAAAGGCCAUGGCUUCCAGUUGCUGUUGGACCUCAUCCGCUUCUUCUCCGUCACCCACUUGGUACAGCUGAGCUAUGGCGACACGCCCCAGUGCCACAGUCUCACCCCCGAGUUCCUACGAUCUGCCCAGGGGUGGCAAACACAUCCCCCGUCCCAGCCUUCUAUCACAGAUGAGCCAGUCAGUCACCUCUCUGCGAGGAGUCAUGUCCUUCUCAGCGUCCACUCAGAGUUUGAAGGGGCUGGCACCUCUGGUGAAAUGCGUCACCAACGUAGUAAUGAGCUUCGGGACCUGGCGCUGCUUGGGUAUUUCAGCCACCUGCAAUCUUCAGAACCAGGCCCCAUUCGCCCCCUCCACUGCUUCACUCCUUACCAGGUGCCACACUCAGCUGUAGCUAUAGGAGUUACACACUGUGAGGUGGCGCCAAACCACAUUCUAUAUGCAGCCAAUGCCAGUCUCGUGGGACUCUGCUGUCUCGGAGAAAAAGUAUCAGGAAGGGGAGGCCCAGUACUGCUCUCCCAGGUACCCAUCUGCCAUUGCGUGGGCUUAGGUGUCCUUAGAGGGGUGGACAUGGCACGCGGGCUUUACUUUUUGGUUACUCCAGUACCCCCUGCUGCCCUGAGGCAAGUGAACUGUCUGUUGCUCGGGGAAAUCAAGAUGCCUAAAAUACUCUUCACCACACAGCAUGGAGUUGAAAUGGAGCUUCCGUACGUCACCACAGACUACAGCUUUGACAUCACCGGCGCUGGAAAACUCCACGUUUUUAAAAGACGGACAAGAACCUGUUUUGUAAAUACUAAAACAAAUAACUAAAGUCUUUGUGUCUGGACUACGCUUUCAGCGAAUGACGUUUGUAUCCUUGUAUUUGUUUUAUAUUCUGAAUAAAAAGGCAACAGCUGCUGUUGAAUGUACAGAACAACAGGCAUUUUGGUUCUUGAAACUCUGUGCCAUCUAAAGCGAUGGUGUAUGAUGAGAACUGUUGUUUGUAUCAUUUGAUCAGGCAACUCCCAUAAAACUAUUUGGAACACAA